AUGCAGGGGACAUUUGCUUUUUCUGGUCUGGGCUUUACUUCAUUAUACUUGGCAGGCAAGUUGCAGUGCUUCACAGCUGCUGGACGCGGGUGCAGCUGGCGUCUCUGUGCCAUGAUCCUGCCUCUCUACAGUGCAAUGAUGAUUGCUCUGUCCCGCACCUGCGACUACAAGCAUCACUGGCAAGAUGCUUUUGUUGGGGGAUUGAUCGGCCUCUUCUUUGCCUACAUCUGUUAUCGGCAGCACUACCCACCCAUCCUGGAUGUAGACUGCCACCUGCCAUAUGCUAGUCUGCAUGCAGCAGCUGCCCACAACAUGCCAACCUCCCAGGAUCAACCUCUGCCCAUGGAUAAUGCCACCAGCCUCCCUCUGGAGGGCAUGACCGAGGGACCAGUAUGA
Carassius gibelio (silver crucian carp) is the source of this 396-nucleotide messenger RNA. RefSeq names its product phospholipid phosphatase 4-like. Lineage: Eukaryota; Metazoa; Chordata; Actinopteri; Cypriniformes; Cyprinidae. The transcript has 3 exons. Gene Ontology annotation, molecular function: phosphatidate phosphatase activity. The coding region runs from base 1 to 396 and encodes 131 amino acids. Gene Ontology annotation, biological process: phospholipid metabolic process. The record is from RefSeq and is a predicted model, not a curated record.